Molecule: messenger RNA, 2903 nt
Organism: Osmerus eperlanus (European smelt)
Lineage: Eukaryota; Metazoa; Chordata; Actinopteri; Osmeriformes; Osmeridae
Gene: sema4f
Product: sema domain, immunoglobulin domain (Ig), transmembrane domain (TM) and short cytoplasmic domain, (semaphorin) 4F
Exons: 14
Coding region: 713-2755 (680 amino acids)
Biological process (GO): positive regulation of cell migration; axon guidance; semaphorin-plexin signaling pathway
Cellular component (GO): plasma membrane
Molecular function (GO): chemorepellent activity; semaphorin receptor binding
Source: RefSeq, a predicted model, not a curated record
CGAGCGCUCGAGCAGCAAGCAACACAGAAACAGCGAACAGGCUACAUCUCGGUUUUUACAACACACUCAUUCCGGUUUUGCCGGUUGUUAUGUUGUUGCGUGGAGAUAGACUUGAUACAUUUUCAGGGUUUCGUAAAAAGGAAUAUAUCUGCAUGUUUAAAUCCGGACGUUUUUUUUUCCAGCCCUGGGACAGCUCGAGCCAGGGGAUUCGGACCGGAGAGAGAGAAAGAGAGAGAGAACGACUCGCGCCUGUGUUUCCCUGAAGGAGCUCUCUGUAGAAUGGACGUGAUUGCAGAACGGAAACCAUGCUGAAAAAAAUCCAUAACUUUGUCUUACUUUGCACGGAGUUGAUAGUGAAGAUGACUUACACGUAAUUAUACAAUUUGCAUAAAGAAAGACUUUUCGCCAUGUUUAAUUCUUCCGUUGGUUACACUUGACAAUGAUCUUUGAACGCGCGCGCUCUUGUCAGUUCUUAUCAGUCCAGAGAGACUGCCGCUAAGGCAUAUUUUUUGGGGUGUUGAAUAUAUUCUAGGUUGCUUGAGAUUACACCCUGUGCGUGCGCUUUACCGAGCAGCGACAGCUCACCGUUCACUGGAAGUAGACCGGGGAUUAGCCUACAGAGCCCGCACUGCACGAGCAUGUCACGGAGCUAAGAACGGGACCUUGCCGUUUAAACCCCCGGUCCAGGAGAGGCACCUGCACUUCAGUUGACAUGACGGCGCUCGGCUGGCUGGCGUUCAGACUGCUCGCGCUCUGCCUCUUCCUCUCCGGUUCCCAAACAGCGACCCUGGCGAGUCUCGGAGAGUCGGACACCAUCUUGGGCCCCACGGACCUCAGGGGCGUGGCUAACUUUAGCACCCUCCUAUUGGACCGUGCCUCCGGCGUUCUCUUCCUGGGUGGCAGGGACGCCAUACUGGCUCUGAACACCAACAACCUGGACCAGAAGCCUCAUCUGAUUGUUUGGGAUGUUCCAGAAGAGAAGAGAAGGUCCUGUGUGGGAAAAGGAAAAACUGAGGUGGACUGCUAUAACUACAUCCGUCUGCUGGAGUUCCUGGGAGACGGGCGUGUUUAUGCCUGUGGGACCUACGCCUUCGACCCCCAAUGUGCCUUCCUGAACGUGUCGUCUCUGUCUCUGGAGAAGGGGGAGGAGGGGGGGGUGAGGAUGGAGACAGGGAAGGGCAAGUGUCCCUUUGAGCCCAGCCAACACUACGCUGCAGUCAUGGCAGAUGGUGUCCUGUAUACAGCAGCCACCAGUAACUUCCUUGGAACGUUGUUCGACAUCUCCCGGGCGACCGGCCCGGAGCAGGAACGCAUCCGUACGGAGCGCUCCAUCAACUGGCUCAGCGAUCCAGAGUUUGUAAGCUCCGCCUACAUCCAGGAGGCGGAGUCAGACCCGUCAGGAGACGAUGACAAGAUCUACUUCUUCUUCACGGAGGUGGCCAAGGAGUACGACCUCUACACCAAGGUCAAGGUGCCCCGUGUGGCUCGCGUCUGCAAGUCUGAUGUAGGGGGCAUGAAGACGCUCCAGCGCAGGUGGACCACCUUCCUGAAGGCCCAGCUGGUGUGCGAGGAGCGAGGCGGGCGGCGCUACACUGUGCUGACAGACGUGUUCACCAGCCAGCACACCCCUGGAGACCCAGCAUCCACACACUUCUACGGCCUGUUCACCUCGCAGUGGGAGCCAGAGGAACUGUCGGCGGUGUGUGUCUUCAGCCUCUCUGAUAUCACCAAGGUGAUAGACGGACCUUUUAAAGAGCUGAGAAAGACCUGCGAGAACUGGAUCAAUCCAGAACCAGUCCCAGUACCCAGACCAGGACAGUGUCUGAAUGCUGCUCUGAGGGCUGAGGGUUUCGAGUCGUCCCUGAAGCUUCCAGACAAGGUCCUGACCUUCGUGAGGGACCACCCCCUGAUGGAGAACAGUGUGGUGGCAGCGCCCCUGCUGGUCCGGAGGGGAAUUACAUACACCAAGCUGGCCGUCACCAGGCCGACCGUCGCCCAGGGAGACGGGAGCAACGCAGCAGUGCUCCAUCUGGGGACGGACCGAGGAGAGCUGCACAGGGUGUCAGUGGUCGGACAGAACACCACUCUGCUGCAGGAGAUCCCGCUGUUCUCCGCUCAGGAACCUGUGAACAACAUGCUGCUACACAAGGGGGACGUGCUGGUGGGCACCCCUCUCUCCCUGGCGCGCGUGGGGGCGGAGGGGUGCAGGCUGUACCCCAGCUGUGAGGUGUGUGCCCGCGCCCGCUCCCUGGGGUGUGUGUGGAGGAGCAAGGAGAUGGCCUGUACCUCCAGCCUCUCUGGAGCUGCGGGUGAGGAGCAGGGUUCAGGUGAGUGUGGGGAGCUCCAGGGGGUCUGCUCCCCCCCCCUCAGGGAGCUGCGAGUCUCCCUGGGGCUCCGCCUCCUGCUGCCCUGCGUCCAGGUGGAGCCCCGCCCCUGCUCCUGGACACACCCCUCCCACCGCCACGCCCGCCCCCCACCACGCCCACCUGGAGGUUACCGUGACUGCAGAGAGCCUGGGGACCUACACCUGCAUCUGCCAGGAGGCGGGACCAGACGGCAGAGGCUCCUCCCCCUGUCCCAGAGCAGCCUAUCACCUGAGCCUGGAGGAUCCCAGUAUGGGCGGAGCCAGGGCUCUGUCUGCAGGGCGCCACCUGCUGGCUCUGUACAUCCUGUGCUUCAGCGUGGGCGUGCUCAGCGGCUGCUUCCUGCUCUAUUUCCUGUCGCACCGCCGACGCGGCGACGGUCACCACGGUGACGCCUCCCUGUCCUCGGAGAAGGGGCGGGACCUGCUGGGCUCGUCGGCCACGCCCCAGUCUCCCAGCAGCGCCAGCUUGCUGUCCGAGGGCUUCCCGUUAACGGAGAAACGGAACGGCGCCAUCGGGGGCGGCGGCCACGGCAACGGU